AUGGCCGCCAAGAUGGGAAUGAAGUUGGGAAUGGGCCUGGGAGGCAGCCGCCUGCUGCAGCAGUCGGCGGCCCGGCGCCUGGGCGGGCGGCGGCCUAUGAGCGUGGUGGCCGCGGCGCCUGAGAAGACUGAGCUCCGCGAGCACCUGCCUGCCACCGUGGCAGGCCUGUCGCUCCUGGGCACCGCCGGCGCGCCCGCCGCGCAUGCCCAGGACGCCCCCUCUGUGGACGAGGCCGUCGCCUCCAUCGUGGACAUCGUCAAGGCGACGGGCGAGGUGGUGAAACAGGGCGUGUCGGCGGCCCAGACCGGUGUCGACUACGCCAAGACCGCCUAUGAGGCAGCCGCGCCCGUCGUCAAGUCGGCCGUGGAGCAGGCGGCGCCGGUGGUGGAGAAGGGCGUGAGGACGGCGGUGGAUGUGGCGGCGCCCGCGCUGCAGUCGGGCCUGAAGGAGGCGGAGAAGGCUCUGGCUACCAGCGGCGUGCCCACCUCUGUGGACCUGUCUGCCGCCAAGCCGCUGGUGGAGAGCACGGAGCAGGCCGUCACCGCCACCAAGCCGUUUGUAGACCAGGCGAUCACCUUCCUGACCACCACCGAGCCCACGCUGCUGGGCCAGUACGCGCUGGCCGUGCUGGCAGCCUACUACCUGACCCCGCCCCUGCUGCGCGCCGGCGUGGGCCUGCUGCGCGGCUACGCGGGCGACAUCUCCGCCGCCGCCGCGCUGACCGCGGUGGAGAGCGAGGGCUCCGCCUUCAUCGUCGACAUCCGCUCGCUGCGCGACAAGGAGGCGGGCGCCCCCGACAUCCCCAACGCCAGCAAGCUGGUGGAGCUGGAGUAUGCUGCCAUUGAGGACCGGCGCGUGCGCAACCAGCUGCGCAACGCGGGCGACCUGGAGGUGCAGGUGACGGCGCUGCAGGUGGCGGCCCUCAAGCGGCUCUCCCCCGGCAGCAAGGUGCUGCUCAUGGACCGCAACGGCGGCGGCCCCGCCAGGGCAGUGGCCAAGGAGCUGGCGGCGCGCGGCUUUGGCCGCGUGUUUGUCAUCAAGGGCGGCUUCAACGGCUGGGUGUCCUCCAAGCUGCGCACCAAGACCGCCAACAUUGCGUACAGCCGCGUGGAGGUGGUGCCCGGCACCUUUGCCGGCACCGGCAGCACCAAGCCCGGCCCCAGGCAGCUGCCCGCCGCCUCCCGCAACGGCAGGCCCGUCACCGUGUCUGGCCGGCGAGCCCUCCCGAGCAUCACCUCUGGCAGCUCGUAG
This is a messenger RNA of Chlorella variabilis, 1251 nucleotides long. RefSeq lists its product as hypothetical. Gene Ontology annotation, biological process: regulation of stomatal closure; de-etiolation; cellular response to calcium ion. NCBI's taxonomy places the organism in Eukaryota, Viridiplantae, Chlorophyta, Trebouxiophyceae, Chlorellales, Chlorellaceae. Bases 1 to 1251 code for a protein of 416 amino acids. The transcript has 6 exons. The record is from RefSeq and is a predicted model, not a curated record.